AUGUGUAAACAAAAUCAUUCUGAUGAAAACAUAGCAUUAAAUAACCUAGCUUCUCUGAAUAAUGAAGAAGAAGUCGUCGAAGAAAACAAUCCUAUAGUAGUCCGUGCCGUUCCACGUGGUAUUUUCAUCGACUAUAUCAAAAGUUUAAAUACUAGAACAGAAGAGGAAGCAUUUAUUACUCCAAAUGUAGCAAUUCAAAUUAUUGAUUUUGUUAAUCUUCUCUAUCAUCGUACAGCUGUAACAACCGAAACAGCCAAUGCACUUGUUCAUAAAUGGUACAAAGUGCCAGUUACUAUUGAAAAAGUAACACCCUUCAACCAACGAACAAAAAGCAUUCAAGAUAUAAUUAAUCAUUUAGAGAUUGAUUGCAAUUUGGCAAAUUUAUUAACAGCCUGA
Messenger RNA from Rotaria socialis, 396 nucleotides. The record is from the annotation of a GenBank genome assembly. NCBI's taxonomy places the organism in Eukaryota, Metazoa, Rotifera, Eurotatoria, Philodinida, Philodinidae.